UUGUCCACAACCAACACACACUCAUUUCUCUCCCUUUCUCAUCCCCAUUUUCAAAUCUUCCCCCCAUUUUUCAUCUCCCCCAAAAUAUCUCCAAAAACAAAAAAAUGGGAGAAAACAACAGCAGCAACAUAGACCCUCUCUUCUGGCUUCCCUCCGACUUUCUCGACGACGACAACGAAGACAAUCAACUCCCCACCGAGUUCCCAUAUGAUUUCACCGAGUCAACUCGCCACUCUGCUUCCGAGGAGCAGUGGGGUGGCUUGUUGGGCUCGCCGCAGUCGAUUCUCAGUCCAGUUCUUAGCAGUGGUAGCCCAAACGGCCCGUCUUCUCCAACGGCGCCGGUUGGUCAGAAAACAGACCAGUCAUGGAAUCUGAUAUGCGCGGCUGCAGGGGAAGUUAACAUGUGGAAGAUGCAAAAUGAAACUGCAAACAAAAUUACAGCUCUACCGACCCCACCUAAUUAUUUUGCUCCACUCCCCUCUUCAAACAAAAAUACCCCGCAGGUGAAGCAAAAUAACGUUUCAGUGUGGGGCCACCCUUUUGGAGUUUCAUCUGAAUAUGGUUGUGGUUUUAGUGGGAAUGCAAUGUACGGAAGACUUCAGGGUCCGAUUCAAAUUGGCUGGCCUGCUUCAGAACUUCAGAAACAAUAUUUUAAUGCAAAUGGGUCAGUGAGUCACCCAACUUUUCUAUUUUCCGGUGGCCGGAGUAUUGCUGCUGGCGGUGGUGUUGGGUUGAAGAGGAAAUGCGCAGGCACCGGUGUGUUUUUGCCUCGUACAUGCGCUGGCCCCACUGACUCUAAAGUUAAACCUGGUUGUCCAGCUUCUUUUACUCCACCAACCAGGCCUGCUCAGGCUUUCAAUGUAAACCACAGCAAUAAUGUGAUGACUCAAGCUCAAGCUAAAGCUCAACUCUCCUUAAUCACUGGAGUCACCUCAGAUUAUGAUGCAAUGCUCAUGGAUAGGAAUGCAGUAUUAGCGCAACAAUGGCGCAAUGGGGCAAUGAAUUGUGACCAGUUUCUCCCGCGGGAGUGGUCUUAUUGAUCAACCAUGAUGUGCAUCUUGGUGGAAGGAACAGUUUCUCAUAAAUGUAGUAGUAUUGGAAGAAGUUAGGAAUGUUUUGAAUGAAAUAAUACAAGUAGUUAGUUAUGGUCUAUGUAGCAACUAUGCAGGUGUUUAAGGUUUUGGCAUAAAUUUUAUUCUUCUCAAAGAAUGAGAAGUGAAGGGUAAUAAGGGAUCCUAGGCAGCUGUUGGUGUUUUUUUGUGGUCUUCAACUUUUGUGUUUUGACUAGAGAGAGCAGAGGAAUAAGAGGGGUGGGGGAGGGUAUAAAAUCGAUGGUAGUAUCUUGUAGGAUCUCUUGUAAUGUUGUGCGGACAUAAUAAUAUACUCUUUUCGCGACUUUAAAUCAAAAUCAGUUCCGUUCGAUUUCUA
This is a messenger RNA of Daucus carota subsp. sativus, 1428 nucleotides long. RefSeq lists its product as uncharacterized. Bases 105 to 1040 code for a protein of 311 amino acids. Lineage: Eukaryota; Viridiplantae; Streptophyta; Magnoliopsida; Apiales; Apiaceae. The transcript is spliced from 5 exons. The record is from RefSeq and is a predicted model, not a curated record.